GACAUGCAUCUCACAAUGUUGAAUUCUUGAAGCAGACUUGGCAAGUUGUUCAUAAGUCUACCCAUAUGUUUCUUCCUCUUCGCAAUUCCCGAUUCCCCAACAAAUAUUUAUUUCUUCCAAUCGAAAUCUCCAAUCCCUAAAUAACAACAAAACCCCCCAUUUCCCCCCUUCUUUAUAAACCUCAAGCUCCAAUUUUGUUUUUCCCUUUUUUCUAUUUUUUUUUAAAUAGAGUUUUCAAGCACCCAUUGAUUUUUUUCCCGGGAAACUAGAAUCUGAGUAAUUCUCCUUUCUACUGUGUUUUCAUAUCUUUUUUAUCAAGGGUUUCGCCUUGAAGCUGUUUGAUAAUAAAUCACAAUGGGAAGACACGUGUUACUUUCACUUCUGUUGUUGUUGUUCCUUGUUUUUGAUCCCUCUGAUGCUUCCUUCGCUGGGGAACACAGAAAUUUGGCGAAUUCGGAUGCAGAAGAUGGUAACAAAACUGCGAAACCGGACUCUCCGUUGCCAAAUAAGGAGAAUUCAGAUCCAAACCCUGUUGGUGGUGGAACAAAGAAGAACGGAAAGGAAUCACCUUCCACCAAUGCUAAUAAAGCACCCGAAACGGGUGCAAAGGGUUCCAAUGGUAGUGAUAACAGUAGUAAAACUAUUUCCGCAGCUCCGGCGCCUUUGCCCAAAGUGAAGGGUUCAAAUGAUCCUCAAAAGGAGAACAAUAAUACAGCUUCUCUAGCUGAUAAUAAUGAUGUUAAGGGCAAUGAAGAAGGUGGUGCCAAGGGAAAUGAAAAAGGCGAUGGCAAUGGAAACGUAAAAGAGGGUGGUAAGGAUAAUGGAAAUGAGGGUGGCAAUGGCAAGGGAGAAGAGGGUAGCAAGGGUAAUGGAGAACAAAGUGACAAGGGUAAUGUUGGGCAAGGUGACAAGGGUAAUGGAAAAGAUGGUGGCAAGAGUAAUGAAGAACAGGGUCACGCUGGUGAUGGUGGCAAGGGUAACGUAGAACAAGGUGACGGGGGUAAGGGAAAAGAUGUUGGCAAGGAUAAUGGAGAAAAAAGUGACAAGGGCAAUGGAAAAGAUGGUGACAAAGUUAAGGAAAAUGAUGGGGGUGACAAGGGUAAUCAAGAAGAGAAUAAGGGAAAUGAGAGCAAAACUUAUUCAAAAUCUACCACCACUGAGUCUUGUCGUGAUCUGGGGAAGUGCACGGACAAAGGAGGCAUGGUUGGUUGCAUUUCCAAAUUAGAUCCAACAUACGUGGUUGUUCUCCUUCAUAAUGGAGGAUCUGACACCAUCAAAGUGAAGCUUAAUGAAGGUAAUGUUGAAGGCAUUGAAGUUGGCAUACAAAAAACAGAGAAGGUUAACAUUACACUAGCUACUAGUGGAAGAACCCAACUGACUUUCAAUGCUGGAAAAGGAGAUUGUGUGCUUCUGCUUCAUAUGGGUAUUCCUAAACCCAAAGGGGAUUUUCCUAUUCACUUCCCUUCUCGUGAUAAAAUUUUAACACCAGUCAACGGCGCUUAUUUUCUCAUAGUGGCAGUAGUAGUUCUUGGAGGGACAUGGGGUUGCUGCAAAUUCGGGAAGAAGCGACGCGGCGAGGUCCCAUACCAAGAGCUUGAAAUGGCAAUGCCUGAGACUGUUGCGGCCGCAGCCAAUGACAUUGAAUCUGCUGAAGGUUGGGAUCAGGUCUGGGAUGAUGAUUGGGAUGACGACGUGGCAGUGAAGUCGCCGGGCACGCGUCAUGUGGGCAGCAUCUCGGCGAAUGGCCUUACUGCUAGAUCAUCAAACAAAGAUGGAUGGGAAGAUAAUUGGGAUGAUUAAUUAGUUUUUAGCAGCAUGCAAAAGACAACUAGAGGAGAGGGAUAUGAACAUCAAAGUUUGAUAGGAGGAGGGUGGAUGCAGAAAACAAAAGUGAAAGUAACAUUUUGAGUUGUAGGGUAAGAUUCAGGAUUGACAAAUAUGAUUGAUGGGGACUUAACUUUGAUGCAUGUCAAAGCAAAGGGACGGCAAAAAAGGAAAGUGUGUGUAACAGUUUUUUACACAUUGGGUUGUUAAUAUUGGAAGUGUAGUAGUGAAUACACUGUGGCCUACUAGAGAGACAAAAGGAAUCUGUAAAUCAAAUUAUAGGAGGUAAAGAAUAUUUUUGUUCCCUUUAUAAAAUCCAUACAUAUCUCUAUACCCUUUUUGUGAACUCAAGUAUGCAAAAAUGGAAGUUAAAAACUGUUUUUUUGGGUUA
This is a messenger RNA of Arachis duranensis, 2215 nucleotides long. RefSeq lists its product as uncharacterized. The record is from RefSeq and is a predicted model, not a curated record. The transcript has 4 exons. NCBI's taxonomy places the organism in Eukaryota, Viridiplantae, Streptophyta, Magnoliopsida, Fabales, Fabaceae. The coding region runs from base 355 to 1800 and encodes 481 amino acids.